AGCGUUCCGCGCCCCGCGCCGCCCGGCCCCCCCGCCGCCGAUGGCCGCCGACCCGCCGGGAGCUGCCAAGAAGGGAGAGAUGGCUCCCGGGACACGUGUGAGCCCUCGGCGUUGCUGACGCCCCCAAUGUCGUCGAGCAGCCGGGGGCCGGGGGCCGGAGCGCGCCGACGCCGAACCCGCUGCCGCCGCUGCCGGGCCUGUGUGCGAACCGAGUGCGGGGACUGCCACUUCUGCCGAGACAUGAAGAAGUUCGGGGGGCCCGGGCGCAUGAAGCAGUCGUGCCUGCUCCGGCAGUGCACUGCCCCCGUGCUGCCACACACAGCUGUGUGCCUCUUGUGUGGGGAGGCUGGGAAGGAGGACACAGUGGAGGGAGAGGAAGAGAAAUUUGGCUGGAGCCUCAUGGAGUGUACAAUCUGCAAUGAGAUCGUCCACCCUGGCUGCCUGAAGAUGGGGAAGGCUGAGGGGGUCAUCAACGCGGAGAUCCCCAACUGCUGGGAGUGCCCUCGCUGCACCCAGGAAGGCCGCACCAGCAAGGAUUCAGGUGAGGGGCCAGGCCGCCGCAGGGCUGACAACGGCGAGGAGGGCGCCAGCCUGGGCAGCGGCUGGAAGCUGACGGAGGAGCCACCGCUUCCACCGCCCCCGCCCAGGCGCAAGGGCCCUCUGCCUGCUGGGCCCCCACCUGAGGAUGUGCCUGGGCCCCCUAAACGGAAGGAGAGGGAGGCAGGGAAUGAGCCCCCCACCCCGAGGAAAAAGGUGAAAGGAGGCCGAGAGAGGCACCUGAAGAAGGUGGGUGGAGACGCCUGCCUCCUCCGAGGAUCGGACCCAGGCGGCCCCGGCCUUCUGCCCCCCAGGGUUCUGAAUCCGAGCCAGGCUUUCUCGUCCUGCCACCCUGGGCUCCCUCCCGAGAACUGGGAGAAACCAAAGCCGGCCCUGGCCUCUGCGGAGGGCCCGGCGGUGCCGUCCCCGUCGCCCCAGAGGGAGAAGCUGGAGCGCUUCAAGCGGAUGUGUCAGCUGCUGGAGCGGGUGCCCGACACCUCCUCUUCCUCCUCGGACUCCGACUCGGACUCCGACUCCUCGGGCACGUCGCUGAGUGAGGAGGAGGCCCCCGGCGAGGCUCGGAAUGGGCGCCGGCCUGCCCGGGGCAGCUCCGGCGAGAAGGAGAACCGCGGGGGGCGGCGGGCCGUGCGCCCCGGCACUGGGGGGCCCCUGCUCAGCUGGCCCCUGGGCCCCGCCCCACCACCCCGGCCCCCACAGCUGGAGCGACAUGUGGUACGGCCCCCACCUCGAAGCCCUGAGCCCGACACACUGCCUUUGGCUGCUGGAUCCGACCACCCCCUGCCCCGGGCCGCCUGGCUGCGCGUCUUCCAGCACCUCGGGCCCCGAGAGCUGUGCAUCUGCAUGCGAGUCUGCCGGACUUGGAGCCGCUGGUGCUACGACAAGCGUCUGUGGCCUCGAAUGGACCUGAGCCGGCGGAAGUCGCUGACCCCGCCCAUGCUCAGUGGGGUGGUUCGCCGCCAGCCCCGUGCCCUGGACCUCAGCUGGACAGGUGUCUCCAAGAAGCAGCUCAUGUGGCUUCUGAACCGACUGCAAGGCCUGCAGGAGCUGGUGCUCUCCGGCUGCUCCUGGCUCUCUGUCUCCGCCCUGGGCUCAGCCCCACUGCCGGCCCUGCGGCUCCUGGACCUCCGCUGGAUCGAGGAUGUUAAAGACUCCCAGCUCCGCGAGCUGCUGCUGCCUCCUCCAGACACCAAACCAGGGCAAACAGAGAGCCGUGGGCGGCUGCAGGGGGUGGCAGAACUGCGGCUGGCGGGCCUGGAGCUGACGGAUGCCUCGCUGCGGCUCCUGCUGCGCCACGCACCCCAGCUGAGCGCCCUGGACCUGAGCCACUGCGCCCACGUCGGGGACCCCAGUGUCCACCUCCUCACGGCCCCCACCUCCCCUCUCCGCGAGACCCUGGUGCACCUCAAUCUUGCUGGCUGCCACCGCCUCACGGACCACUGCCUCCCGCUGUUCCGCCGCUGCCCGCGCCUCCGCCGCCUGGACCUGCGCUCCUGCCGCCAGCUCUCGCCUGAAGCUUGUGCCCGGCUGGCAGCUGCCGGGCCCCCCGGCCCCUUCCGCUGCCCAGAGGAGAAGCUGCUUCUCAAGGACAGCUAGUGGGGCGCCCCCACCCCCCCAGGACUCAUCAGGAGCCUGCCGUCGGCCUUCAUUUCACCCCUGCCGGAGGCCAGGGCUCCCACCUCGCGGCGGGAUUCCUGCCCAGGGACUCGAGCCAGCCCCCCCCCCCCGCACUGAUCUCUCUGGGGGUCGCUCCUCCCCAUCUCCUCCCCUUCCACCUGCUUCAUUGUCCAUCCCCUGGGGGGAGUGGGUCAGAGGUACUGGGGGGUGCUGAGCC
This is a messenger RNA of Lepus europaeus (European hare), 2389 nucleotides long. RefSeq names its product F-box and leucine rich repeat protein 19 (gene FBXL19). The record is from RefSeq and is a predicted model, not a curated record. Bases 127 to 2151 code for a protein of 674 amino acids. NCBI's taxonomy places the organism in Eukaryota, Metazoa, Chordata, Mammalia, Lagomorpha, Leporidae. Gene Ontology annotation, molecular function: transcription coregulator activity; protein binding; zinc ion binding. Gene Ontology annotation, biological process: protein demethylation; regulation of transcription by RNA polymerase II. The transcript is spliced from 11 exons.